AUGCAGUUAUAUUUAAAGCCAAUCAGCGAGGAAAUUUGCUUGGCGGUUGAUUUAAAGUGCUGUCCUAUAAUCCCGAGGUCAUCAUACCAGGUUUUAAUGAUUGAUAGCGAUAUUGAUGGGUUUUCCUCCCAGGAUGAGUCUUCUACAGUUGUGUCUUACGUUGCAGAACCUGUUGUUGGCAUUGAAAUUUAUUUCCUGCGACAAUUAACAAAUCCUUUUCGUGUUGCUUGGACACUCAUAAAAUUAGGCUAUGAACCGCUUGCUCCAAUUCAGUUUUAUUCCCCUUUAGCACUACUUGGAUGGUCGUUUCCUAUAGAUGUUUAUCCCAACUUUUUCAAGUAUGUAUAUCACCUGAUGAAAACGAUAGGUGUGUGGAAAGUGCUGACAGCAGGAUUUUUUGCAAAUGCUGCUCACGACUUUACUAUUGAAGUUUUUCGUGCAGCGUUUAGACGUCGAACUAUGAUAUGGAUACGAUCCGAAAAUAGUUUGGCCAACAAAGGGAAUAGGAUCUGUGCUACACAAAGUCAAGCUUCCACAGGAUUUCAAGCAGAACGGUUGUUGGAAGAGUCACCAACAUCAGUUUUCUUUGAAAGAUUUUCAGAGAUUUUACUGCUUAAAUUUUGGGAGGUAUUAUUCAGUCAUCCGUUUUAUGUUAUUACUGUAAGGCAAAUUGCAGCUCUUAUUGGCGGUGAAGUUCAUUAUACAUGGUUUCCUAUGGCUGUGCAAGCCAUUUAUCGCGAAAAUGGUAUUUUCGGAUUUUUACAGGGCUUCAUACCAAGGUUAAUUGGAGAAAUCAUCUUAACAUCUGCCUACUAUUGUUCCUGUCGGUUUGUUCGUUCUUUGAUAUUUGGUUUGGGACAUCGUUCUGCAGAGAAUAUGAGUGUUUUAAGAGUGCUACUGUAUUAUACAUUGCAUAAUUAUACCUACUCAUUUGAAGUAAGUUAGCUUUUGUUCUUUUUAAUAAAAAAUCAGUCUUUGUUGUAAUUAGAUACAAUUAUUUUAAUUGAUUGGUUAGGGUAUCAGUAUCUGCUGUGAAUGGUGAAAGUUGAGAGAUUUUUAAUCUAUCAUAAAACGUUAUUUUCGCAAACCGUUUGAUCAUACGAAUGUCUUUUUGGCAGUAUGUAACAGUGAUGGUAAACCGUAUGAUACACGUUUUAGUGAGGAUAAAAUUUGUUACUCACUACUUUACUUAUCCUCACUAACUUAUCAUAACUUUCUGUUCUAAAUAGGAUUUUGCUCAUUACUAGGACAUACAAGAGAUUUAUGCUCAAAUGAAGGGUUACUGCAUAACAUUUGUAUUUGAUUCGAUUUGUUAUGGAGCACAUCAUCCUAAAAAAAACUAAGGGAGGACUUGAUAGACAGACCCCAUUCCAAGUGGGAAUGGAAAAGUGCUUUGUUAGUAUAAGCAUCCAUGUUGUAUUAACAAUCUUCAUACAAUAGGUGUGGUCCGAGUGACUUUUUGCAACAUUACUGACUGCGUCGAAUAAUGACUGAAUUUCUUGUCGAUCGCCUUUAACUAUAUAAUUCCAGUCCCCCUCGUAGUCAGUGGGUGAGUAAUUCUUCCAAAUAUUCAUCGUUUCAAAUUAUUUCCAUUUAUUUUUUCGUAUACAUAUCUUCAAUGCCUUCACUAUUCCGGAUUAUUCAAUGACAGGUUGAUAUAUGUUUUAGUACAUAUAUUGUUUUUUAAUCGCUUUUCUCUUACAAUAGCUGACUGGAUGUGUAAUGGCUGUUCAUGGUGCUAAUCUUGUUGGCGCUAAUGAAGCCAAUUCUUUUCUUGAUUGGUAUGAGUGCAAAUGCUAUCUUAGCCUCAAUAAUCAAAUGACUAGAGGUUGGCGACCAUUUAUACGAAGUCAUGUACAAAAGAUCCAUCUACCUAAGAUGCAGCUUUAAAAUGUUUCACUUUGCAUUCAUUUUUCUGAAUUACUUACUUCAAUUUUAUAGUUUUAAGAGCCAUUUUGUACUCUUCACGCUGAAAAAAUAUAAAUAGGUAUCUCUUGACUCACAUUCUCAGAAUAUGUUCCUGUAUCAAAUUCUGUAUAGUUUAUAAUUUAUCCAAUGCAUUUGUAGCUAUGAUUGUGUUCAUAUGAAAUAGCUUCAUUUUUUCCUGUAAUUUUGUUGUUAAAUUCUUAAUUCAUCCUAUUAUCUUCAACAAGUCUUUUGUUUCUUGUACCCCAGUACAACAUACAAACUUGCUUGGAACAUAGAGCGAACUAAGGGUUAUUGCAGGUAACAAAAUACAACUCUAAGUGACGGACAGAGUGAAAACACUGAAAUAUGCUAGUAAAUUAAAAUUAAAAAGCGGUAGAAUAAAUAAAUACGGAGUACUCAUUUUUGUGUAGUCAUAUCAAUAUUGGGGAACAAAUGUCGCAUUGGCCUUAAUUUUACUGUUUGAUCUUUAUGCUAUGUUAUAACUUUCUGACCUAGUCUAUGUUCACAGUAGGUGAUUUUGUUAAAAGGAUUGAAGUCCCUGACCAGUAGCAAUAACUACUGAUCAUUGGGCUCGCAUACUCCACUGACAAAGAACUAUGCUGUGC
This is a messenger RNA of Trichobilharzia regenti, 2534 nucleotides long. NCBI's taxonomy places the organism in Eukaryota, Metazoa, Platyhelminthes, Trematoda, Strigeidida, Schistosomatidae. The record is from the annotation of a GenBank genome assembly.